Molecule: messenger RNA, 1204 nt
Organism: Eucalyptus grandis
Lineage: Eukaryota; Viridiplantae; Streptophyta; Magnoliopsida; Myrtales; Myrtaceae
Product: germin-like protein 9-3
Exons: 1
Coding region: 481-1113 (210 amino acids)
Cellular component (GO): cell wall
Molecular function (GO): manganese ion binding
Source: RefSeq, a predicted model, not a curated record
AAGAAUAUAUUUUUGCUCAAAAACUCAUCCAAAAUAUAGAAAUAGAAAAAUUAAUUUUUAGGUCAAAUUUGAUUCGUGGAAUAAAAUGAUUAUCAUUCAGGCUGAGUGUUGCUUUCAAGUAAUAAUGGUGCUUUCAAGUAACAAUGGCAUACGAGUACGUCUCAGCUUAUCUUACAUCUUGCAAAGUAUGUGUUUAUUUCCAUUGCUUCUGUUUCCUCCGGUCAUAUUAUUCUCCAAGCAUAACAUUAAGCUUGCAUGAAAACGGUAUAUGAAACAAGGUUGAUGAAAUGUCCAAAAAUGCACCACGUCUUUGUGAAGUUUACGAGGACAUUGCAGUUUGCAAGAGACAAUAUAGCCGUCUCUCCGGCCUCGAUGUUGUUUACAAUCACAUCCCGAAUCAGCAUUAGAACUCUAUAAAACCGUUCUCUCUUCUGACAUCCAUCAUACAAACAUUUUGCACUUCACCUUCAAGUUUUACCAAUGGCCUCUACUGCCAACAAGCAUGAGUUCUUCAUCGCAUUAUUCCUGGCUCUGUCCGUCUUCCAGAUGACAAGCGCGGGCGACCCGGACGUCACAGGCGACUUUGUCGUCCCGCUGAACGUCACAGCAGUGGACGGGAACUUCUUCACCUUCACCGGAAUGAGAGCUGUUAUGUCGAUGGAUCUUCCCAUGGCUUUCAAAGUGACGAAAGCAAGCGCGGCGGAAUUCCCGGCUCUUAUCGGCCAGAGUGUCUCGAUGGCAGUUCUCGAGUUCUCAGCCGGCUCAGUCAACCCGCCACACACGCAUCCGCGUGCUUCCGAGCUCCUCUUCCUCCUGUACGGGUCACUUGAGGUCGGAGUCGUCGACACGACCAACAAGCUCUUCACACAGACGCUCCAAUCCGGCGACAUGUUCGUAUUUCCCAAAGGACUGGUUCACUACCAGUAUAAUGCUAAUGAGACAGACAUCGCUAUAGCUAUAUCCGCAUUUGGUAGCGCGAGCGCUGGACUCGUCUCGCUUCCUGCGAGUGUAUUCACCACUGGCAUCGACAGCGGGAUCUUGGCCAAGUCAUUCAAGACGAACGUCUCCACCAUUGAAGCUCUCAAGCUUGGGCUUACACCACCCAAGGCCUAAGCGAGGAGCAGAAAAUAACAAUCAAGUCGAUUCAUUGUCUUCUGAUUGAAUGUUUCAUUUGGUCAGAAUAAACUGACUUUUUUGUUGUUCA